AAUCCAGCAGAUACCUUCAUUUUGAAUUGGAAGUUUUCUUUCAAAAAAAUCGUGUUUUUUUCGUUUCGAUCAUAACCUGUUUUCGAAAAAAUGGUCCUGUCCUGAACGAAAGUAUUUGAGAUUCUGCGUCGAUCUAUAUUUUCAUGUAUUACACUGUUUCUGUCAAAAUCCAAGACUCUUUUUGAGGUUCUACUGAACAGUCACGUUUUUUCUAUAGAGUAACAAAAAUUUUUAAAUUCAACAAACAUUGGAGAAUAUUUGUUUACAACUUUCGACCAUAAAACCAACAGUUAAGCAAUACUUGAUAGAAACCACAUUCUAAAUUGAUGAUUAGAUACGAAGAUGAAGCAUACAUAAUUUUCAAUUUCUUGUGCUAGAAGUCUUGAAUUCUUGAUUACUUUGGAAUCUUAAUUUAAAUUCAUUUGUAGAUAUUUUUAAAAAUCAGAAUAGGUAUAAUAAUUCAGAUACGAAAACAUGAAUUCAAUAAUUUUGUACAUCUUGUGCGUUUCUUCAGUAAGAGUACUAUCAAAAAAAGCUUUACUUUUCAGCACAAAGAUUACAGUUGUUCUUGAGGACGUUUGUCGUAAAGAUGGCGAUAGGAUACUUUUCACAUAUUUAGCCGCGUGCCCUGCUUUUACCCAUCAAGAGAGGCAAUUCAACCAAGAUGUCUCUCUUACCCAACGAAGCGUAUUCUCAAGACGGAUUUUUGCAAAAAAUGGAUCCUUCAAAAAUAUUGAUACGGAUUUUUGUGAGAAGUCAUUCAAACCUGCCAUGCUUUAUGAUAGAUGCGAAAAACAGUACGAAAUCGGAUAUGAGGUUUAUUAUAAUGAUGGAGAAAUUCCACACGAAUGGUACAGUGCCAAUAGAAAAGACAAGUAUUAUUGUUUAAAAUCGGUGAAUACAAAAAAACCCAAGCAUAAAAUAAUUGAGAAUCGAACAAUAGCUAUCACUACAUCUGAACUUGUGGAUAGACAUGAAGACAAUAUGAAUGUGAAAUUCAAUUUCAAGAAUGGAUCUCGGACACUGGCUUUUUAUUGGAUAAACGUACUGUCUAUAAAACGCUGUAAAAAUAAGAAAAAAGUCCACUUGAAAGAUUCUUACAUGAAACGUUCAUCUCAAGAUAACGAACUAUCAAAUUUCCAAGAUAAAUGCGAAAAUUAUCAGCAAAAUGUUGACAACGUGUAUUUAAAGAAAAAUCAGAAAAAUUUGCUGAAAGAUGUUUUAGCACCUUCGUCUUUAUUUGAAGGAAAUCCUGAUCUGUCAUGUGGUCAACCUUACGGCUGUUUAACACCAUCACAAAUCAUACCACUAUGGUUUUUCAGCAAGAACUCAGCCAGGCUAGCCAGUUGCUCGCAUAUGAACGUAAUUCCAGUUUGGAAAAGUAUCGCGGAUAAUAACUUGAAAAAAGUCGACCUCUUCCUAGUUGCAACAUACAAGUGUAGCAAUAAAUGCGAUGUAGUUUUUGGUACUUCUGGCGUGUUGAAAAUGAAAAUAUCAUCUUUCCCCAAUGUAACCAGAAAAAUGUAUUUGUCAAAUGCGAAACGUGAUCGAAUUGUGGAAAUUCCAAGAAUUAUAUACAGAGUCGUUCGAGUCGAUUUGAAGUGGCAAUACACCGACGAAUUUAUUUACGCAUACGCCGCCAUCAUACUCCAUAAUGAUCCCACUGCAGUGCCGGAUACAGAUAGACUUUGCAACAAAAGCGAUGCUCCAACAGGAUGGGAAAAAAUAUUCAAUGAUGAUCCGAGAACUGGAUUAACUUACGUUUGUCCUAUGACAGAAGCUCUUAACAAUAAAUUAGGCGCUUUCGACAGCGUUCAAAAAUAUGAAACACACCCCUUGAAUAUGAAUGCAGUCGGUUAUAUUAAAUUUUUUGAAGGAGACGACUCCUUCAUAGAUGAAGCGGAAGGAAUUAACUCAUACUUCGAGCAUUUACUCAAAAAUAACUCCUUGAAUUUGGAAACAGUCAGUUAAUAUGUUAAUAUGUACUAAAGGAGUCGACUAAGUACGUAAGAGGAAGUAUAAGACAUUCACCCAUACUUUGAAAAUAUUCCACCUGAGUGAUGCAUAGCUUCAUUUUUAAUUGGUUACUGAACAUCUGCCUACCACUGAAAUAGAAACUUGUUGAAAAGCAGCAUUUUUUUGAACUUUUUGCCAAUGA
This is a messenger RNA of Planococcus citri (citrus mealybug), 2158 nucleotides long. RefSeq lists its product as uncharacterized. The transcript has 7 exons. Lineage: Eukaryota; Metazoa; Arthropoda; Insecta; Hemiptera; Pseudococcidae. The coding region runs from base 475 to 1971 and encodes 498 amino acids. The record is from RefSeq and is a predicted model, not a curated record.